CAAUGUAUCCUGCGGAGGGCCGGCUUUCGUCGGCGGUUGAGAUUUCCGAGCUCCCUCGGAAUGGGCGAUGGUGCAUUGCUUCGAACGGAAAGGAAGAGCUUCGCAUCUCCACCAAGCUGUACGCGCAGAACAACAGUCUUCAGAGAAAGCACAACAACACUGUGCUGGAGUUUUGCCAGCCGGCGUUCCUCGCGGAGCCGCAGAGCACGAUGCAAGUCCUGGACGUCGGCUGCGGAACUGGCGACUUCACGCGGGACUUCCUGCUGCCACGUUGCCUGCCGUGCGCCAGGCUAAUCGGCAUCGACUGCAGCGUCGACAUGAUCAAGUAUGCUAGCCGGCACUCGGCCCACGAGAAGAUCGAGUAUGAGGUGCUUGACAUAGGCGAAGACGUGACAGAAUUCAUCAGUCAUCGCGGACGCUUCGACAGGGUUUAUUCUUUCUACUGCCUUCAGUGGCUGAAGGACCAGGGCAGUGCACUAAAGAAUAUAGCGGCACUGAUGGCACCGGGGGCGCAGUGUGUACUCGUAUUUCCUGCUUCGCACCAACCCGGCGCAGUGUGGAGCCUUCUGGCCAAGAUGGAUCGCUGGGCAAAAUAUGCCGAGGUAACGAUGGUUCACAAUAAUUAG
Molecule: messenger RNA, 626 nt
Organism: Rhipicephalus microplus (southern cattle tick)
Lineage: Eukaryota; Metazoa; Arthropoda; Arachnida; Ixodida; Ixodidae
Product: juvenile hormone acid O-methyltransferase-like
Source: RefSeq, a predicted model, not a curated record